UAUAUAUAAAGGGGAGUCCAUUGUGAGUUAUGUUUAAAGACUCAUUUUUUCCAAAGAGAGUAAAUUAAGCAAAAUCAAACACAAAACCCAUCUUUCUCUCUUUUGGUGGGCAGUGUUGGUUUUGCAAAUUUAAAGUACCUCUCUCAAGAUUUCCUUCCAAGAAAGCAAAAUUUAGCAAUCUAGCCAGGGUUUAAGUAGACAUCACCAUUAUAUCUUCCUUAAGACUUCAUCUACGAUCUUUUUUAUUAAUGUAGUUUUAGUUCCUCACAUUCUCUCCCUAUAACGAUAAACCCAGCUUCUUUCUACUCUUCCUCUCUCUUCUCUUGAGAUUGAGAUUGAAGUUUUUUUUUUUUACUCUCAUGGGUUCAUUAUCAAAGACGAGAAGAAUAUUAGGAAUAGUGGGUAGUGUUCUAAAUGAAGUUAUAAGUUUUAUAGUAUUUUCAUUUCUUGAUAUUCUGGACGUACUUCUUUGUGUAAUUUACAAAGUUUUUGAUUUCUUCAUCGAAGCAGAAUGGAAACCAUGUUAUUGUUCGUCGACUAAAGAAGUCAUUACAAAUAUUAAUAGUCAUGGUAAGAUCUUAGUAUCUGAAAAAGGUGAAUCGAAGAUUGUUUCGCUAUGUUCAACUACAUUACAGCUAGAUGAUAUCUCGGAUACGCUAUAUACAAGAUCUUCAUUAGUUUCUGAUAUCUCUAAAACAACUGUUAAAGAACUGAAAAAGUUGAAGAAAGUUGAUCAUGAUCAUAAGAGAAAUACUAUAAAGUACUCUAGCAGAUCAGAAAGAAUAGUUAACAAGAAUGGUGGUUCUGUUAGAUCGACAUUCACGAUAAAUUCGACAAUUGUUGAAAUGCUUCAGGAGAAGAUUGGAGGGUCUCAAGCUCACCCUAUUCCUAGAUGGUCAGACUGUGAUUGUAAAACGUGCAAUUCUUGGUCUUCUGGCUUCUCUAAAGAAACACUAUUUGUGAAAGCUCAGGGACCCAAAGAUCAUGCAAAAGAAGAUGUGUUAUUCAUUCAUGGAUUCAUUUCAUCGUCGUCAUUUUGGACUGAAACACUAUUCCCUAACUUUUCCGACGUUACAAAAUCAUCGUACCGACUACUGGCCGUUGAUCUUCUAGGAUUCGGAAGAAGUCCUAAACCCACGGAUUCAUUAUAUACUCUACGAGAUCAUAUCGAUAUGAUUGAACGGUCCGUUAUAGAGCCUUACAAAGUCAAGUCGUUCCACAUUGUGGCUCAUUCCUUGGGAUGCAUUUUAGCCCUUGCACUUGCAGUAAAAUACCCUGGCUCUGUUAAAUCUCUCACCUUACUUGCUCCUCCAUAUUUCCCAGUGCCUAAAGGAGAAAACCCGACGCAGUAUGUUUUACGUAGGGUGGCACCACGACGUGUAUGGCCGAUGAUUGCAUUUGGAUCAUCUAUCGCUGCUUGGUACGAGCACAUUAGUCGUACUAUUUGCUUACUGAUUUGCAAGAAUCAUCGAUGCUGGGAAUUUCUCACCAAACUUAUCACCAGAAACAGGAUGAAGACAUAUUUGAUUGAAGGAUUUAUGUGUCACACACAUAAUGCAGCUUGGCAUACCUUACACAACAUCAUCUGUGGGACUGCCGGAAAACUCGAAAGCUACUUGGACGCAGUUAACAACCAGUUAAAGUGCGACGUCAACAUUUUUCAUGGGUUGGAUGAUGAGCUUUUACCUGUCGAGUGUAGCUUAGCAGUCCAAACUAGAAUUCCUCGAGCUAAUGUGAAGGUGAUAGAGAAGAAGGAUCAUAUCACAAUCGUUGUUGGAAGACAACAAUCUUUCGCUAGAGAUCUCGAGGAUAUUUGGAAGAAGACGAGUGGCUAAGAAAGCCCCAUAUACGACCUUUAAAAAUGAUCAAUCUGCCGGAUAUGUACCCAGAUACUAUAACUCUUUUCGAUUACCUUGUCUGUUUUUCAUUUCUUGUUCUUUUUUUUUUGUCUUUUUCAGUUCUUUUUUGUCCAAAGGAAAAUAUAUAGGGCAUAUAAAAAGUCCAUCGAGUAGAGAUUUGAUUAUCUUUUUCUCUCUGGUUCAUCACUUCACUUCUUCUGUAACAAAAGGAAACAACAAGUUUAUAUGGAUGAAGUGACUGUAAGGUUUUGUGAAUUACAACAUCACCUAUUACUCUUUAAAUAUCAAAUGUUUAUUAUCAUUA
This is a messenger RNA of Papaver somniferum (opium poppy), 2163 nucleotides long. RefSeq names its product probable lysophospholipase BODYGUARD 3. The transcript has 4 exons. The record is from RefSeq and is a predicted model, not a curated record. The coding region runs from base 360 to 1835 and encodes 491 amino acids. Lineage: Eukaryota; Viridiplantae; Streptophyta; Magnoliopsida; Ranunculales; Papaveraceae.